AUGGCAUCGUCACCAGAUGAAGACUCCAUGACCCAAAGUAUAUGCAAAAAUUCUGAUCCAAAUACGGAGAUAGAAAAUUCCAACAUAAAAAUUCCUAUUCAACGCCGUCGUUGUAGAAACCCACCAGAAUUAGAGGAAACUAAUAAAGAAAUGAAGAAAGCUUUUUCAACUUUGAAUAGUGAACUUUAUAAACAACAGACAAAAGAUUCAGAAGACAAUUGUGAUUUAUAUGGUAAACUACUUGCAAAAAAAUUGAGACAGUUUACAGAUAUAGAAAAACAAGAAUAA
Molecule: messenger RNA, 288 nt
Organism: Parnassius apollo (apollo)
Lineage: Eukaryota; Metazoa; Arthropoda; Insecta; Lepidoptera; Papilionidae
Source: the annotation of a GenBank genome assembly